Molecule: messenger RNA, 1850 nt
Organism: Salvia miltiorrhiza (redroot sage)
Lineage: Eukaryota; Viridiplantae; Streptophyta; Magnoliopsida; Lamiales; Lamiaceae
Product: serine--glyoxylate aminotransferase
Exons: 5
Coding region: 518-1723 (401 amino acids)
Cellular component (GO): peroxisome
Molecular function (GO): L-serine:pyruvate transaminase activity; L-alanine:glyoxylate transaminase activity
Source: RefSeq, a predicted model, not a curated record
AGCUUCUAAUAUUUUUUUAUUAAUUCAAAUUUAUAGGGAGCCUUCGGAUAAGGAAAAAAAAAAAAAGGAUUCAAUUUUUUUUUCAAUGUAACAGUAAUUAUAUUUUGGGGCUACGCACACAAGCACUCCUUAAUUAAUUAUCUCACUCCGUGUCACAAUUGUUGGAUUGUUAUGUAAUUCAUUUAUUAUUUAAUUUAGAAAUAGUGGAGGCCGAUUUGGAAUAUAAGAAGAAAAUGAGGGUAUGAGUAGAAAGGGAGAAGAAGCUAUAAUAAUAAUACAAGAGUGCCUGAGUUUUCUAAGUAUUUUUGUGGUGAAGUCAGUCAUCCUUAGCCGCAAGAUUAACAAUGGUGUGCCUCUUAUCUGCCACGUAAGAGGUUCGAUGUGGGACCCGCGUGAUUAGUCUCCCGCCUCUUAUAAAAUUUUAUACUAACUCUCUCUGUCCUUCAUUUUUGGGUUCUCUCCCUCUCUCUCUCUCUGCAGAUUUUCCCACUUUCGCACACAGGGAGAGUUUAGAAAGAUGGAUUACGUGAAUGGGCCGGGAAGGAACCACCUGUUCGUUCCGGGGCCUGUGAAUAUCCCCGAUCAGGUGAUUCGAGCAAUGAGCAGAAACAACGAGGACUACCGCUCUCCGGCCAUCCCAGCUCUCACUAAAACAUUGCUCGAGGACGUCAAGAAGAUCUUCAAGACCACCUCUGGAACUCCUUUUCUCAUUCCCACUACAGGGACGGGUGCAUGGGAGAGCGCGCUGACGAACACACUGUCACCGGGCGACCGCAUCGUGUCGUUCCUGAUCGGGCAGUUCAGCCUGCUGUGGAUCGACCAGCAGCAGCGGCUGAACUUCAAUGUGGACGUGGUGGAGAGCGAGUGGGGGCGCGGGGCGGACCUGGACGCCCUGGCGGCGAAGAUCGCGGAGGACAAGGCCCACACCAUCAAGGCCAUCUGCAUCGUCCACAACGAGACGGCCACGGGCGUCACCAACAACCUGGCCACCGUGAGAAAGAUCCUGGACCGGUACCAGCACCCGGCGCUCUUCCUGGUGGACGGCGUGUCCUCGAUCUGCGCCCUCGACUUCCGCAUGGACGAGUGGGGCGUGGACGUGGCCCUCACGGGGUCGCAGAAGGCGCUGUCGCUGCCCACGGGGAUCGGGAUCGUGUGCGCCAGCGGCAAGGCGCUGGAGGCCUCCAAGACUGCCAAGUCGGUGCGGGUGUUCUUUGAUUGGAAGGACUACUUGAAGUUCUACAAGAUGGGGACUUAUUGGCCCUACACGCCUUCCAUUCAGCUGCUCUAUGGCUUGAGGGCCGCGCUCGAUCUCUUGUUUGAGGAAGGCCUUGACAAUGUUAUUGCAAGGCACAAUCGCCUUGCCACCGCCACUAGGCUGGCGGUGGAGGCAUGGGGGCUCAAGAACUGCACUCAGAAGGAGGAGUGGUACAGUGACACCGUCACUGCUGUCGUGAUUCCGGCCUACAUCGACAGCGCCGAGAUCGUGCGGAGGGCCUGGAAACGCUACAACUUGAGCUUGGGUCUCGGCCUCAACAAGGUGGCUGGCAAGGUUUUCAGAAUAGGGCAUCUUGGCAACCUUAACGAGUUGCAACUAUUGGGGUGUCUUAGUGGGGUGGAGAUGGUUCUCAAGGACGUCGGGUAUCCGGUGAAGCUCGGGAGCGGCGUCGCCGCUGCGGCGGCAUACUUACAGAACACCACUCCUUUGAUUCCUUCAAGGAUUUGAUUUCUCACAAAUAUUUUGCUUAUGUUAUAUGCUCAUACUGUAAAAAUUGCAACUUCAUUUCGAACUCCUCUAUCUUUGUAUUCGGUUUAAGUGUUCCGUAAUGCAACUUUCUCAAUAUCUUAAUGCA